AUGAAUUUUAAAAAUUUCCUCUUCAUACUUAACGGUCUGCUUAUAUUAAGUCCCGUUUGUAGAACUCAAAGUACAUAUAACUAUGGUGGUCUCGAAACCGAUAAGCUAACUGCCGCUGCUGUUAGUGCUCCGAUACGUCCGCUGACGGCUGCUUAUCCUUCCGCUACAACCGGUGCGGCCGUUUUUCCUACUGCACCCACCGCUUUCGGCGGCGUUGCAGCUUCAGCCGCCACUGCUCCAGCAGGAUCCUUUGGGGGUUUCGGCGCCACAUCUCAAGGUCAACGUACUCUAACACCUCUUUCGCCCAGCACAACGGGCAAACGUCCUUCAACUCUACCGCAAAGGCCUACAGCCGCUUCUGCGGCUGGUUCACCCGGACUCUACGGACAAUUUGGUGUUACUGGUGCGGUUAGAGGUUUAACUACCGCCACGGGCUCGUCAGCUCCAAAUGACGCGGAGGGCGAUUACUCUGCCAUUCCUGGUGUACCCGGCAUUGAUUAUCCCCUUUUUAGUCAAGUGCCUCCAACAAAUUUUGAUUGCGCUCAACAGGCUCUGCCAGGUUAUUAUGCCGAUAUUGAAGCUCAAUGUCAAGUCUUUCAUAUAUGUGCUCUCAAUCGUACUUAUUCUUUCCUGUGCCCGAAUGGGACCAUAUUUAGCCAAGAGGUUUUGGUCUGCGUUUGGUGGAAUCAAUACGAUUGUGCUUCAGCUCCAAGUUUAUACGCGAACAAUGCAUUCAUUUAUGAUUACGGUACCGAAAGAAUUCCGACUAAUGCCGGCUAUCAAGGUGGUGCGCCAACGCAACAAAUCGGUCGCGGACAAAGCAAUUUACUAAGCAAUACCGGUAGAACAUCGGCUGGCCCCGCUAGCGGUAUAUUCGGUGCUAAUAAUUUGCGUGCCAACCUACCAGGAGCAAAUAAUAUUGCCAUACAAUCUAAUACUUUAUCGACGGUACCAUCGGCGGUUGGUCGUUUCAAUCCUUCGGUUGUUGGUAACGCACCUUCUCAAGCAUUCCCCGGCGCUACAGCUUCUACGUACGGCGGCAUAUUACGCCCUGCAAAUGCAGCCGUAAGUUCUGCUGGGGCGGGCAAUACAGCCGCAGCCAAUUAUGGCGGAGCUAUACAGGAACCUGCCUACUCAAACGCUCGAGUCGCUACACCAACUAGCAAUCGAGAAUACUUGCCGCCUCGUCGAAAUUAAUUUUACAAAAUUUAAAUAAAUCAAU
Messenger RNA from Glossina fuscipes, 1222 nucleotides. RefSeq lists its product as uncharacterized. NCBI's taxonomy places the organism in Eukaryota, Metazoa, Arthropoda, Insecta, Diptera, Glossinidae. Gene Ontology annotation, molecular function: chitin binding. The record is from RefSeq and is a predicted model, not a curated record. The transcript is spliced from 3 exons. The coding region runs from base 1 to 1197 and encodes 398 amino acids. Gene Ontology annotation, cellular component: extracellular region.